UGCUUACUCAGAUACUCUGCUAGUUUCUCUCUGUUUUCCUCCCUCCACCACCUUGGAUCUCCUCCGCUCACAACCCCACCCUUUCCUCCGUCGAAGGGCGGUCUUUAUGCUCAUUAUCACAGCAUCUUUGAGGAAAUCUCGAUGAAACAAUGGUGGGCUAAUGGGUUCUCUCAAUAUGUUGCAUCACCCAACAAGCUUGAUGUCAGUACGAUCGCAUUUUCUUUACUAAUUCAUCCUAGAUUCUCCGAAUAAGUUGUUUCUUGCACAUGGGUUUUUUUUCUUGAGAUUUGAGCGGCCAUCGUUUGGAUUUUUUAUGGAAUUUAUUAAUGGGUUCUGAUGAAGAUGAGGUUCCGAGCUUGAAAUUUUGCGUUUCUUGAUUGAAUUUGAAGAUUGUAGGGAUGUUUUGAUAUCUUUGUGCUCCCAAGUUUUUGUUACAAUGUUUCUGUUAUUGUUUGGUAACUUUGGUUAUUGUUGGGGCUUGAUGUGAGGUUGGAUUUGAACUGAUUCUAAUUGGCUAAGUCGGUGGUUAUUGGGGGACCAUAUUUUCUAAACUCGGAUGUUUUGAGAUCUUGAAAUGAUCCUUUGUUUUACCAUCGGAAGUGGGUUUUUCGAAUCUUGCUGAUAUGGGUGAUUGAGAUUAUGGAAGUUUUUCAAAGGAGUAAGUCAUUCAACCAAAGAGCCUUGAGUGUUGUAAGCCCAAGAACCCUAAGUUUGGGAAGCCCAAGAGUUAAUCGAUCAAGCUUCAAUUGGCGACGGCUUCACGUACUUAUUGCUAUUGGAUUUUCGUUUUCCCUCCUUAUGGCCAUUGGUGUAGUAUACAUGUAUGUGCUUCCCAGUCUCUCACAGGCUUUUCAUGGUUUUGGUAUUUCUGUCCCUUCGGGGACAUCUGAUAAAAAAGAGGGUUUUGGUAUUUCCAAAUCCAAUUAUUCAUUGAGAGAUUGCGAUAUAUUUGAUGGAAGUUGGGUCCAGGAGACUGCCUACCCUUUAUACAAUGCUUCAGAAUGUCCUUUUGCCGAACGAGGAUUUAACUGCUUGGGAAAUGGGAGGAUGGACAAAGAUUAUCAAAAAUGGAGGUGGAAGCCCAAGAACUGUGAUAUUCGCUGGUUCAAUGUGAAUGAAGCAUUGGAGAGCCUUCGAAAUAAGAGGGUCGUAUUUGUUGGAGAUUCUAUGAGUAGAACCCAAUGGGAGUCUCUGAUAUGCUUGCUUAUGACUGGCAUAGAGGAUAAACAGAGUGUAUAUGAAGUUAAUGGGAAUGAGAUAACAAAACUGGUAAGAUAUCUUGGUGUUCGGUUCAGCUCAUUCAAUUUUACAAUUGAGUUCUUUCGCUCGGUUUUCUUGGUUCAGCAUGGCUGGAUGCCUAGGCAUGCUCCCAAGCGGGUUAGGUCAACACUUAAAUUAGACAAGUUGGAUGAUAUUAGCAAUCAGUGGGUUGAUUCGGAUAUUCUCAUAUUCAACUCAGGGCAAUGGUGGGUGCCUGGAAAGCUUUUCAAAACGGGCUGCUAUUUCCAGGUUGGAAACUCGCUAAGACUUGGGAUGUCAAUUACUAAUGCUUUCAGAGUUGCAAUGAACACUUGGGCAUCGUGGGUUGAAAAUAGGAUUGAUCCAAACCGAACACGCAUCUUCUUCCGAACUUUUGAGCCAUCUCACUGGAGCGAUCAUUCCCGUAGGUCUUGCAAUGUGACCCAACACCCAGUGUCAGAAACGGAGGGGAGAGACCAAAGCCUAUUUACUGACACCAUAUUAGAGGGGGUAAAAAAUAUGACAGUUCCUGUAACUGUUCUGCAAAUAACCUCCAUGUCAGCUUUCAGGCGCGAUGCACAUGUCGGUAAAUGGAGUGACAGUCAAUUAGUACCUGAUUGUAGCCACUGGUGCCUACCGGGAGUGCCAGAUAUGUGGAACGAAAUCGUCUUUUCAUACCUGCUCACUAACCAUGGAGAUUCUCUUCAAUAAAAUCAUAUUGAAGCAUAAUACUGAACAGAUAUUCAUUUGAUGAGCAUCAGAUCAUACCUUAGCAAGUGAACUGCCCUUUGGCCUACAAGCAUCUCUGAGGUAGAUACUGAAGCCUAACGAUCGGAUGAGCUUAAAUGGACUGUAGGUUCUGGAAACAACCAUUCUGCAAUCCUAGACACACCAUCAACAUUUUCAGAGAAAUUGUACAGUUACAUGGAUCGAAAAGCUGAAGAAGAGGAAUCGAAUUUUUUUUCCAUUCUUUCUACAUUUAAUUAUUUUGGGGGGACUGAUAUUCAGUCUCCAAGAUGUAAAAGUUUUGUCCUUUUUUUUGUUCAGUAAUGAAACUUCGGCUCUGAUGACAAUCAAAUCUAUUUCAAGCCAAAAAGAAGGAAAGCUACUGACAUUCACUAUUGUACUUGGUCA
This is a messenger RNA of Tripterygium wilfordii, 2373 nucleotides long. RefSeq names its product protein trichome berefringence-like 7. Gene Ontology annotation, molecular function: O-acetyltransferase activity. NCBI's taxonomy places the organism in Eukaryota, Viridiplantae, Streptophyta, Magnoliopsida, Celastrales, Celastraceae. The coding region runs from base 640 to 1950 and encodes 436 amino acids. Gene Ontology annotation, cellular component: Golgi apparatus. The record is from RefSeq and is a predicted model, not a curated record. The transcript has 4 exons.